UUCUCUUUCCGCCAUCUUGGAGCCUGUAGAGGCCUGCUGGAAACAGGACUUCUAAACCGGCAAAUAUGUCUGGAAGGUUGUGGUCCAAGGCUAUUUUUGCUGGCUAUAAACGGGGUCUCCGGAAUCAGAGGGAGCACACAGCUCUACUUAAAAUUGAAGGUGUUUAUGCCCGAGAUGAAACCGAAUUCUAUUUAGGCAAGAGAUGUGCUUAUGUGUACAAAGCAAAGAACAACACAGUGACUCCUGGCGGCAAACCUAACAAAACCAGAGUAAUCUGGGGAAAGGUAACUCGAGCCCAUGGAAACAGUGGCAUGGUUCGUGCCAAAUUUCGAAGCAACCUUCCUGCUAAGGCUAUUGGACACAGAAUCCGUGUGAUGCUGUAUCCUUCAAGGAUUUAAUAACUACUGAAAAGUAAAUAAAGUAAAAUUGUGAAUUUGU
This is a messenger RNA of Orycteropus afer afer, 438 nucleotides long. It is a transcript of the gene RPL35A, whose product is annotated as ribosomal protein L35a. Lineage: Eukaryota; Metazoa; Chordata; Mammalia; Tubulidentata; Orycteropodidae. Gene Ontology annotation, cellular component: cytosolic large ribosomal subunit; ribosome. Gene Ontology annotation, biological process: ribosomal large subunit biogenesis; cytoplasmic translation. The record is from RefSeq and is a predicted model, not a curated record. Gene Ontology annotation, molecular function: structural constituent of ribosome.